This is a messenger RNA of Castor canadensis (American beaver), 933 nucleotides long. Its product is annotated as olfactory receptor 5B3-like. The record is from RefSeq and is a predicted model, not a curated record. Gene Ontology annotation, biological process: G protein-coupled receptor signaling pathway. Gene Ontology annotation, cellular component: membrane. Lineage: Eukaryota; Metazoa; Chordata; Mammalia; Rodentia; Castoridae. Gene Ontology annotation, molecular function: olfactory receptor activity; G protein-coupled receptor activity.
AUGGAGAAUAGGACAGAGGUGACAUGUUUCAUCCUGCUGGGACUGACCGGUGACCCAGAUCUACAGGUUCCCCUCUUUAUCACCUUCCUCCUCAUCUACAUCAUCACCCUGGUUGGGAACCUGGGGAUGAUCCUGUUGAUUCUCUUGGACUCUCGGCUCCACACUCCCAUGUACAUUUUCCUUGGUAACUUGUCUCUGGUGGAUUUUUGUUAUUCUUCAGCUGUCACUCCAAAGGUCAUGGCCGGACUCCUUAUGGGAGACAAAAUCAUAUCUUACAAUACUUGUGCUGUUCAGAUGUUCUUUUUUGCAGCCUUUAUUACGGUGGAAAAUUACCUCUUGGCCUCAAUGGCCUAUGACCGCUAUGCAGCAGUGUGUAAGCCCCUGCAUUACACCACCACCAUGACCACAAGUGUGUGUAUGUGUCUGGUCAUAGGAUCUUAUGCUAUUGGUUUUCUGAAUGCCUCCAUCCACAUUGGAGACACAUUCAGUCUCUCCUUCUGUAAGUCUAAUGUGGUCCAUCACUUUUUCUGUGAUAUUCCAGCAGUCAUGGUUCUCUCUUGCUCUGAUAGUCAGGUGAGUGAGCUGGUUCUUGUUUAUGUAGUUAGCUUUAAUAUCUUUUCUGCUCUCCUGGUUAUCUGGAUAUCCUAUAUAUUCAUCUUUAUCACCAUGCUAAGGAUUCAUUCAACCUCAGGACAUCAGAAGGCUGUAUCAACCUGUGCCUCCCACUUCACAGCAGUUUCCAUUUUCUAUGGGACUAGUAUCUUUAUGUAUGUGCAGCCCAGCUCCAGUCAUUCCAUGGACACAGACAAAAUCUCAUCUGUGUUCUACACUAUGAUCAUUCCCAUGCUGAACCCUGUGGUCUACAGCCUGAGGAACAAGGAGGUCAAGAGGUCAUUCAUGAAGAUUGUAGUUGAGGCAAAAUUAUCUUUAUGA